UGUCGGCUCGAAAAACUCCGGGGUCGAUACGAGCUAGUAUAACAGAGCGGCAAGUGCUCGAACGUUCGCUCGAUUUUUCAUGCGUCAGCGAAGUGCAAAUUUCGUUCAAAAGUGGGAUUUUCCCUCUUCCUGCCCACGCAGCGUGUGACAUCACUCCCAGCGCUUUUUGUCACGGCUUUUGUGAGUCUGUUAGAAAAAAUUUGAAUGAUUUUGAGCUAGCACGAGUGAAAUGGCGAGACAAGGACUAUUCCCAGUUUGGAUUUGGUAUUCAGCUGGCGUUCCUGGCAUUCAGUAGCAGACAGCAAUCGCUCUCCUGAAUGAGUUUGGGCUUGCUGUUAUCCUCGUUCCAAGAGCUUUCCAACGAGCCCAAGAUCGUCAAAAUCGUCAUCGGAUUCGGUGAUGGGACUAAACAGCUACAGUAUCUAAAUCAGAGUUCCUCUACAAAGGAAUACGUUGCUUGUGGGCAGCUAGGAGUUGCCACCGACACGUAUGACCCGCUUGGAGCUGAGACCAGGAGGGCACCUUAUGAUCAUGUCACUGCUGAAGGUCUUCGUGAAGUGCUCCAGAGCAAGUUCCUGGGCAAGAUCAUGCAGAGGCCACCAGCGUAUUCUGCUCUCAAGAAGGAUGGUGUGCGUUUCUCUGAUUUGAAUCGUUCCGGGGUAGAUGUACGACCUGAAGCACGAGAACGGCAUGUCAGCGACAUUCAAUUGCUCAAGUUUGAGCCUCCCUUCUUUACCAUCAGUGUGACGUGCAACAGUGGAACAUACGUGCGCAGUCUGGUGUAUGACAUUGCCGAAAACAUGGAUACUGUUGCACAUGUGCGUACUCUUCAACGUCUACGGGUUACCCGUUUCACCCAUCACAAUGCCCUGAGGCAAGAAUCCUGGACGCUAGGGCAUGUGUAUGGCGCAUUGCUCCGUCAGCGGAAGGAACAGGAGAGGAUGUUACAAGAUGGCGUUGAUCCGGAGACUGCGCUUUGAGUGGUGCUAUUUCAGCUUUCAGGCUCCGUCCACUGCUAUACCGUGAUGUGAGUAGGUGACAUGUGUGCCGGUGGCAUGGCUGGUCCAUGAUGUAAGCAGGUCGUUUGGCAUGACUAGUCCAUGAUGUAAGCAGGUCAUGUGACAUGAGUAGUCCAUGAUGAAAGCAGGUCAGGUUGCAUGACUACUCUCGUAACCCUAGGGAACUGCAGCAACAUGGAUCUACCCUUGGAAGAACGUCAUGCCAUGGGUGCACAUGCCAAUGGUAUGAAUGCUUGCUGACUUUGGCAUUGUUGAUGCGGAGACAAUGAUUGUGUAACUGUUCUACAACACCAGGUGAGCAUUUACACAGCAGUCAGCAGCACCACCGCCUCAGAGUGUGACCUGGUUGGAUGUGGAGUGACUUACAGAGCAUCUGACCUGUGACGAGAGCUAGUGAACAGGUGCUGAGCAGUAAUCUUCUGCGCAUCGACAUGAUCACAGCAGCAGCGACAACAGCGACAACAGCAGCAGUGGCUGGAGUGAAAGAAUAGAGAAUGCUUGCAUGCCGCUAGAUGCAGAAGAUCUUGGUCAUCAGUCUCAAAACAUCCAUGCACAGCCAGAUCUUGGUCAUCAGUCUCAAAACAUCCAUGCACCGCCAUAGUGACCUUGAGCACAGCCACUAACAACUGUCUCUUGAGCUGGCAUCGAGAUCUUUGCUGUUUGCUCUUCAUCUCUGGCAAGACAUGAAUUUUGCUGUCAUGUUGCCGAUAGCCGACGGCGCUAUUUUAAAAGUGCAAUUAACAAUUCACGUCACGCUGACUCAGCCCCGUUAAGCUCUUGCGCACACCAUAGCAGUCAAGCACGCGUCAGUGCUGCACAGUAGCCGUCGAACCUCGGAUUGAGUCACGGUGAAAGCAGAGUCCACUGAUGAUCAGUAAGAUGAUGAUCGCAAUUCACAUGGUUUGAACUUGCACAGAACUCGCCAGGCAGUUCUGUGUUAAUUGCUUUCUUCUGCCUGUGCCAAGCAAACGUGUGCCCAGUUGGCUUCUUUGCAGCAACACUGAGCAGCUCAGUGUCAUACACUUGUGUGCAGUAUGUCUUCUUUUUUUGCAUCGCUCAUUCUUUUUUAACAGUGGAAGUGUGGAAGUGCUGAGGCUUCUUUUUAGCUUCAUCUGUAUAGGAAGAACGGUGGCUAUUCCCACAACCCUGCACAUCUGAACCCGGUCCAUUAAUGUAUUUCGUUACCGUUCAGGUGAAAAGAAACAAUGUGUACGUGUGUGUG
Sycon ciliatum is the source of this 2241-nucleotide messenger RNA. RefSeq names its product pseudouridylate synthase TRUB1-like. Lineage: Eukaryota; Metazoa; Porifera; Calcarea; Leucosolenida; Sycettidae. The record is from RefSeq and is a predicted model, not a curated record. Gene Ontology annotation, biological process: mRNA pseudouridine synthesis; tRNA modification. Bases 318 to 980 code for a protein of 220 amino acids. Gene Ontology annotation, molecular function: RNA binding; pseudouridine synthase activity. Gene Ontology annotation, cellular component: mitochondrion. The transcript is spliced from 7 exons.